AUGCACAGCAUGGCCAUGUUUGGCCGGGAGUUCUGCUACGCGGUGGAGGCCGCCUUUGUCACCCCCGUGCUGCUCAGUGUGGGGCUCCCGAAAAACCUUUACAGCCUGGUGUGGCUUAUUAGCCCCCUUCUUGGAUUUGUGCUGCAGCCCGUGGUAGGCUCUGCCAGUGACCACUGCACGUCUGGCUGGGGCAAGCGGCGACCCUAUAUCCUGGCCCUUGGCAUCCUGAUGUUGGUGGGGAUGGCGCUGUACCUCAAUGGAGACACAGUGGUCUCAGCUUUGGUUGCUGACCAAGCCACCCAGAGAACAUGGGCUAUAGUGAUAACUAUGCUGGGAGUAGUGCUUUUUGAUUUCGCUGCAGACUUUAUCGAUGGUCCCAUCAAAGCCUACUUAUUUGAUGUUUGCUCUCACCAGGAUAAAGAGAAAGGGCUACAUUAUCAUGCACUCCUGACAGGUGCAGAGGCAGAUGACCCUGAAGUCCCUCCUGAAAGCUCUUCUAAGCAUGCCUUCCCACUACCGCUGUUUGUGUGUGAGCCACUUGAUGGGAUGGACAGCUUUCCUUUCCAACAUGCUCUUCUUCACUGA
Messenger RNA from Varanus komodoensis (Komodo dragon), 585 nucleotides. It is a transcript of the gene SLC45A2, whose product is annotated as solute carrier family 45 member 2. Lineage: Eukaryota; Metazoa; Chordata; Lepidosauria; Squamata; Varanidae. The transcript has 3 exons. Gene Ontology annotation, molecular function: sucrose:proton symporter activity. The record is from RefSeq and is a predicted model, not a curated record. Bases 1 to 585 code for a protein of 194 amino acids. Gene Ontology annotation, cellular component: membrane.